This is a messenger RNA of Trachymyrmex septentrionalis, 468 nucleotides long. RefSeq lists its product as uncharacterized. Lineage: Eukaryota; Metazoa; Arthropoda; Insecta; Hymenoptera; Formicidae. The transcript has a single exon. The record is from RefSeq and is a predicted model, not a curated record. The coding region runs from base 1 to 468 and encodes 155 amino acids.
AUGAAGACACACACACAAUCCUCUGAAAGACAGAAACAGAAAUACAUAAAUCUUGUCCCUUACAAAAAUCCACAACUCUCUCUACUUAACGUUAAGAACCUAUCCAACAAAGACUUGUCUCAAGACACUAUAUCUGCGCUUGCCAAAGACCCUAACUUCGCAGUGGCACCUAGAAAAAUUCCAAAGGAAGAGAUUAUCAGCCAAAUAGAGUCAACCAUCUACCGACUCCCAUCAGAACAAGCAGAUAAUAUCCGCAGACAGAUAACCAAUAGCCUUUCCAAAACCAAACCCCCUCCACCUAACAUCACUAGACAAGAGCGAUUGACCCUCCAAGACCUUAACAGGGACAUAGAUAUCAUAGUGCUUCCAGCCGAUAAAGGCAACACGACAGUAGUCAUGAACACAUCAGACUAUAAGAAAAAGAACUUUCUUUCGGACAAAGCAUACAAAAAGCUUCAGUCUAACUAA